AUGAUAUUGUAGAAUUGAAGUCUCCCAGAAAUAUUUGUCUUGAAGGUUCAGACUCUUCAAGGUUGAAGGAGUUCCAAAAGGAUUUGCGAAGAGAAACGUGUGAAUAUUCUUAAGUUGGGCCUUAAACGAAGUUGAAGCCCAACCAAAAGACGUCGAUUAAAACUUCAUUCCGAGAUGCAGGAUGGCACCGAGGAAAGGCAAUUAGUAGGGUUUAAGGGACAGAAACCCUAGCGACAGAGAGAGAGAAUGGGGAAGACGACGUAUAUGCGAUUAAAGGGAAGCCAAAGCAUGAGGCAGAGGCUGCUUCUGGCGACGCUUUCUUCGACUCCGAUAAUCAUCGAAGAGAUUCGUGCCGACGAUAUGAUUCCCGGUCUCCGUCCACACGAGAUUUCUCUUCUUCGUCUCUUCGAGACUGUUUCCGAUGACUGCGUCGUCGAGAUUAACGAAACUGGAACCAAACUAAAGUACAAGCCUGGGAUUAUAAUGGGAGGAAAGAACUUGGUUCAUAACUGUGGGCUGAAUCGAUCUAUCGGCUAUUUUUUGGAGCCAUUGCUUGUGUUGGGGUUAUUUGGAAAGAAGCCCCUUUCGAUAAGACUCAAAGGAAUUACAAAUGAUCCAAGGGACCCAAGCAUCGAUACAUUUCGUUCUACCACGUUACAUCCUGCUGAAGGGUUGGAUCUAAAGAUAGAAGCACGUGGAGUAGCACCAGAAGGGGGUGGAGAAGUUGUCUUAACAGUCCCUAACGUUCAGAGUCUAACUGCGGUACAGUGGAUGGAUGAAGGAAUGGUUAAGAGGAUACGAGGUGUAACUUUCUCCACAAAAGUUUCUGCUGACUUUGAACAUUCUAUGAGAUAUGCAGCCCGUGGAAUCUUUAACAACCUGCUUCCCGAUGUUCACAUAUUCUCCGAUCACAAAGCUGGUCCACAGGCUGGAAAAUCCCCGGGUUAUGGGAUAUCAUUGGUAGCAGAAACCACCUCUGGGUGCUACAUCUCUGCUGAUACUGCGGUCUCUUGUGGAAGAGUAGAUGAAACGGGUGAACUUGAAGCAGAGAAGAAAGAAAGAAUGCCUGCGGAGGACACGGGCGUGCAAAUAGCGUCCUGGCUUCUUCAGGAGAUUGAAAAAGGCGGAGUUAUCGAUUCAACACACCAGGGUCUGUUGUGUAUACUAUGUGCACUAUGCCCGCAAGAUGUAUCGGUAGGGACAUUGUCUCCAUACGGAGUCGAGACAUUGAGGAACAUAAGAGACUUUUUGGGGGUCAAGUUUGUGAUAAAACCCGAUCCGUCGACAGGAACCGUGAUACUGAAGUGUGUAGGAAGCGGUUUGAAGAACCUUUCGAGAAAGUUGUCGUGAUCUUGUUCGAGAUUCUUUCUGGUGAAUCUAAUCACAGAAAUCGACAAGAGAAAGUUAGCAUCAGUGAUGAAGGAGAUCCUCUUCUCUUGUGAGUUUUGGUGUGAACAAAGAAAUUUUACAAUGAUAAAUCAACUGCAGAAUCUUAUGUUUUGUUAUUUUGAUGUUGUUUUACUCUUGUAGAAUUUUAUAAAAAUCGAGAUUUAUUUUUGCAA
Tarenaya hassleriana is the source of this 1562-nucleotide messenger RNA. RefSeq names its product probable RNA 3'-terminal phosphate cyclase-like protein. Gene Ontology annotation, biological process: ribosome biogenesis; endonucleolytic cleavage of tricistronic rRNA transcript (SSU-rRNA, 5.8S rRNA, LSU-rRNA). Gene Ontology annotation, cellular component: nucleolus. The record is from RefSeq and is a predicted model, not a curated record. Gene Ontology annotation, molecular function: RNA endonuclease activity. NCBI's taxonomy places the organism in Eukaryota, Viridiplantae, Streptophyta, Magnoliopsida, Brassicales, Cleomaceae.